This is a messenger RNA of Zophobas morio, 1325 nucleotides long. Its product is annotated as zinc finger X-chromosomal protein-like. NCBI's taxonomy places the organism in Eukaryota, Metazoa, Arthropoda, Insecta, Coleoptera, Tenebrionidae. Gene Ontology annotation, biological process: regulation of transcription by RNA polymerase II. The transcript is spliced from 2 exons. Gene Ontology annotation, molecular function: DNA-binding transcription factor activity, RNA polymerase II-specific; RNA polymerase II transcription regulatory region sequence-specific DNA binding. The record is from RefSeq and is a predicted model, not a curated record. The coding region runs from base 77 to 1243 and encodes 388 amino acids.
GUCACCCAACUUUGAGGUUAUGUUGAUGAAAUUUUGUAAAAGUGUUUACAAAAUUCGAACACAAUAAGAAGCAAAAAUGUCGAUUCUAGAAUACUCCGUAAAGUCGGGCCACUACUCAUCCUUGCGACAUUUCAGGUGUGAAAAUAGCAAACUUGAAGCGUUUUCGUGCAAAGACUGCACCUUCCAGACUGAACUAACCCUUCUUUUCAAACAGCACCUCAAGAGGCACCUCCGAGACAACGAAUCAGUACGCAACCACAUCAUUCGAAACUAUGUUUGUGCACACUGCAACUUUGAAACGUACUUCUCGAUGAAGUGGUUUCAACACCAGAUAAUAUGUUCAGGACAUAAAGACAAGCUAGUGACUUCUAAAGAGGCGUACAUUUGGUUCUGUGAGCAGUGUGACUGUAAAUACAAAACAAAGUACGCUUUGAAGGAACAUAUUCUCCUGAGACACGCCAGUGACGACGAAAUCCGCUGGUACUUGUGUGAAAAAUGUGCCUACAAAACCAAGUACAGAACAGGUUUGAACAAACACAUGAACGUACACUGUUCAAACGAGAACGAUAUUAAAUGGAACAAGUGCAAAAAGUGUCCGUUUAAAGCCAAGCACCACUCGUCCUUGAGCUGCCACAUGAACGUGCACCACAAGGACGAGCACAGCAUUAAGUGGUACCAAUGUGGAAAGUGCCAAUUCAAAACUAAAUAUAAUUCCAAUUUAAGAAAACACGUGAGUCGAUUGCACCUAGACGAGCACGAUAUUAAGUGGUACGAAUGCAAACAGUGUCCAUACAAAGCUAAACAAAAAGCACAACUGCAAAGACACGUAAUUACGCACUGUUCAGACGGUCCGGAAAUUAAAUGGUACGAAUGUGACAAGUGUCCGUAUAAAACUAAACAGAAAGGCGAUUUGAAAAGUCACAACAAUGCACGACAUUUGAACGAAAAAGACAUCAAGUGGUUUUAUUGUCAAGAGUGCCCGUACAAAGCUAAGAGAAAUUUUCACUUAAAGACACACAUAAAUGCGCGACAUUCGGAUGCUGAGUCGGAUAUUAGGUGGUUUAAGUGUGACAAGUGUACGUACAAAGCCAAACGUAAAGCGAAUUUGGAUGUUCACGUGAACGCGCGACACUCGGAAGGGGAGGAGAUUAAAUGGUUCGAGUGUAAAAUGUGUCCGUAUAAGGGUAAACAGAGCGCGCAUUUGAAGAAACACAUUUUUUCGAGACAUAAGGGGAGAAAGUAGUUAUUCUUUUCGUUGGAGUUAUAGAUUUUAGAUUAAAAGAUCUCCUAUGUGUGUUUAUAAUAAAACAAAGUUUGGUAGAAAA